Molecule: messenger RNA, 4793 nt
Organism: Coregonus clupeaformis (lake whitefish)
Lineage: Eukaryota; Metazoa; Chordata; Actinopteri; Salmoniformes; Salmonidae
Product: ELKS/Rab6-interacting/CAST family member 1-like
Exons: 21
Coding region: 406-3774 (1122 amino acids)
Biological process (GO): regulation of synaptic plasticity; maintenance of presynaptic active zone structure; neuromuscular synaptic transmission
Cellular component (GO): cytoskeleton of presynaptic active zone
Molecular function (GO): structural constituent of presynaptic active zone
Source: RefSeq, a predicted model, not a curated record
GGCUCUCCAGAGCGAGAGCCGCUGGUUGUGUUGGCAAAAAAAGAUGGGAAAAUCAGAUAGAGGUAUGCUAAGGAAAUAAGGGAAAAUGUCCGUAUAUGUAGCCGUUUUCCAUUUGACGCAGGAUACAACAAACUGACCCCCAUCAGACAGAGCUACAGCACGAUCAGUCUCCUGUGUAUGGAUCCUCUGAAUGGCUGUUAUCUAACUCCAAGAGCAGCUGUCACUCAGUCCCUUCUGAGAUCGAGUGAGCGUGGAGAGAGAGAUCUCAGCGGUUUCACAUGAAACAAGCACUCACUUACUCCAAUUGAAGCUGUCACACACACACUAGACAAGGCUACAUCUCCACGUUUCAGACACUGCACCUCUUUCCACCAUCCAUCCGUCCACUCCUCUGCUUCAGCGAACAUGUACGGCAGCGCCCGUUCCGUUGGCCCAGCGGAUGCCAACCACAGCGGAGGAGGCAGAGAUGGAGGGAGAGAUGCAGGAAGAGAUGGGGGGAGCAGCCAGGGUUCGGGGCGCUCCCCUCGUCUCCCCCGCUCCCCACAGAUGGGCCACCGUCGCACCAACAGCACGGGGGGCAGCGGAGGGGGUCCAGGCGGACCGGGGGGUAAGACCCUCUCCAUGGAGAACAUCCAGUCCCUCAAUGCGGCCUACGCCACCUCAGGACCCAUGUACCUGAGCAACAACGAGGUCACCAUGUCCGACCAUGUUAACAAGAGCGGUCGGGAGAUGACCACAAUGGGGCGACAGAGGGUGACAUACGGGUCGAAGACGAGCGCAGGUGGGGGUGGAGGUGUGGCAGCCAGCACGCCCAACAUCGCCACGUCGGCCCCAGCCAACGCUGUGCUCCCUGGGGUGAUGAUGGCAGGUGACUCCCUGGCUUUUGGGGAUCAUCACAUGGCCUCUACGGUGCCCCACUCGCUGAGACAAGCCCGGGACAACACCAUACUGGACCUGCAGGCCCAGCUCAAAGAGGUUCUGCGUGAGAACGAGCUACUGUGUCGUGAGGUAGAGGUGAAGGAGAGCAAGCUGAGUUCCUCCAUGAACUCCAUAAAGACCUUCUGGAGCCCUGAGCUGAAGAAGGAGAGAGCCCUAAGGAAGGACGAGGUGUCCAAGAUCACUGUCUGGAAGGAACAAUACCGCGUGGUGCAAGACGAGACACAGCACCUCCACAUGACGGUCCAGGCCUUGCAGGAUGAACUGAGGAUCCAGAGAGACCUGAACCAGCUGCUCCAGCAGGACCCUGCCAGCCAGGGUCGUGAACUGGCCCUGAACUCUGAACCCACGGAGGAGAACUACCGGCGGCUACAUGGGGACCACGAGCGUCAGGCCAAGGAGCUGUUCCUGCUCAGGAAGACACUGGAGGAGAUGGAGCUGAGGAUAGACACCCAGAAACAGACCCUGGGCGCCAGGGACGAGUCCAUCAAAAAACUGCUGGAGAUGCUGCAGAGCAAAGGGCCGUCGGCUAAGGCCUCAGAGGAAGACCAGGAGAGAACCAGGAGACUGGCUGAUGCUGAGAUGCACAGACACCAUCUAGAGUCUCUGCUGGACCAGAGAGAAAGGGAGACGACUGCUCUACGAGAGGAGCUGCACCGUCGAUACGAGGGAACCCCAGAGUCCACCAAAACCAAGGCUCUACAGACAGUCAUCGACAUGAAGGAUGCUAAGAUCAACUCUCUGGAGCGAGGUCUGAGGGACACGGAGGAGGAGGUGAUGAUGCUCAAGUCCAAUGGCCUGCUGAGCUGUGAGGAGAGACAGGAGGAGAUGAAACAGAUGGAGGUUUACCGCAGCCACACCAAGUUCAUGAAGAACAAGAUGGACCAAGUAAAGCAGGACUUGUCCAGGAAGGACACAGAGCUGCUGGGUUUACAGACCAAGCUGGAGACUCUGACCAACCAGUUCUCUGAUAGCAAACAGCACAUUGAGGUCCUCAAGGAGUCGCUGACUGCUAAAGAACAACGAGCUGCCAUCCUACAGACAGAGGUGGAUGCGUUGCGUCUGCGUCUGGAGGAGAAGGAGACCACUCUGAACAAGAAGAGUAAACAGAUCCAGGAGAUGUCUGAGGAGAAGGGCACGCUCAACGGAGAGAUCCACGACCUCAAGGACAUGCUGGAGGUCAAGGAGCGUAAGGUCAACGUCCUGCAGAAGAAGAUUGAGAACCUGCAGGAGCAGCUGAGAGACAAGGAGAAGCAGAUGAGCAGCCUGAAGGAGAGAGUCAAGUCUCUACAGACAGACACCUCUAACACAGACACAGCUCUCACCACACUGGAGGAGUCCCUCGCUGAGAAGGAGCGUAUCAUCGAGCGUCUGAAGGAGCAGAGAGACCGAGAUGACAGGGAGAAGACUGAGGAGAUCGACAGCAACAAGAAAGAACUGAAGGAGCUGAAGGAGAAAGUCAGUUUGCUGCAGGGAGAUCUGUCCGACAGAGAGACCAAUCUGUUGGACCUAAAGGAGCAUGCAUCGUCCCUGGCCUCCUCGGGGCUGAAGAAGGACUCCAAGCUGAAGAGUAUGGCGAUCUCUCUGGACCAGAAGAAGGAGGAGUGUUUCAAACUGGAGAACCAUCUUAAGAGGGCCCAGAACGCAACGUUGGAGGCCAAGGCAAACACGGAGCUGUCAGAGCGCAUCACCUCCCUGGAGCAGGAAGUGACCCGGCACAGAGAGGAUUCUGGGAAGGCUCAGGCAGAGGUGGACCGGCUGCUGGAAAUCCUGAGAGAGAUGGAGAAUGAGAAGAAUGACAAGGACCGCAAGAUCAACGAGCUGGAGAGUCAGUCCUCCAGGCAGACCAAGGACCAGAGUAAGAAGGUGGCAUCCCUGAAACAUAAGGAGCAGGUGGAGAAGAGUAGGAACGCCCGACUGGUGGACGAAGCUAAAAAGAGAGAGGACAACAUCUCAGAGAGCUCUCAACAGAUCAAGGACUCUCUGCGGUUGAAGACUGAGCGUAUCGAGGAGUUAGAGGAGGCUCUGAGGGAGAGUGUUCAGAUUACAGCAGAGAGAGAGAUGGUGCUGGCACAGGAGGAGGCUGCCAGGAACCACCAGGAGAAACAGAUUGAGGAGCUGCUGGGGGCCAUGGAGAAGGUGAAACAGGAGCUGGAGUCUAUGAGGGCCAAGCUGUCAUCUACCCAGCAGUCCCUGUGUGAGAAGGAGACCCACCUGACCACGCUGAGGGCCGAACGCAGGAAACACCUAGAGGAGGUGCUGGAAAUGAAACAGGAGGCGCUGCUGGCAGCCAUCAGUGAGAAAGAUGCCAACAUCGCCCUGCUGGAGCUGUCCUCGUCCAAGAAGAAGAAGACGCAGGACGAGGUGGCUCUGCUAAAGAGAGAGAAGGACCGUCUGGUACAACAGCUCAAACAGCAGACUCAGAACCGUAUGAAGCUAAUGGCAGACAACUAUGAGGACGACCACUUGAAGACCGCCGCCGACCAGACCAAUCACAAACCUUCUCCAGAUCAGAUGAUCCCCCCUCUCCUGUCCCUGAGUGAGAAUCGCAGUAAGCUGAAGCUCUACAUCGCCCACCUGACUGACCUCUGCCACGACCGAGACCCCAGCAUCCUCAGCGUCCUGACCCCACCCCCCCACUAUCACCAUGCCAACCCACCAGCCUGGGAGGAGGAGCUACACAAGAUGACUUUGGAGCAGUUGGAACUGGAGUUGGAGUUGUGUGAGAAGGAGAGCGGGGAGCUGCAGGAGUAUGCCAACUCAGUGCUGCAGCAGAUCGCUGACUACUGCCCUGACAUCCUGGAGCAGGUGGUCAACGCUCUGGAGGAGUCCUGCUGAACUCUCACCUUUACAAACCACCCCCAGAUGACCCCAGGACCCUGCAUGAGCUUCAGACAACCUUCCUCCCAUCUAUCCACACAUGAUCUUGGCAGAGGGAAGACUGAGCAAUCAUACUACACCCCCACAUGCCCAAUUCUCAUUCCUGGGGAGAUUCACCAGCCUGAGGAGAUGAUGAUGAUGAUGAUGAUUAACUGAUGAAGAACAGCCACACAGUGGGCUAAUGGUGGAGGGAUGUAGAUGCAGGCCAGUCAUGGGUUGUGUUCAGUAGUGCACAUCAUACCAAAACAUUUUGAAAGAGAAAACAAAGUUCAGGUAGCACCUCCCUGUUUCAUUCCUUUCAAAAGGUUUUCUCAGUUUUCGUCCCUACUGACACAACCAUUGUUUUCUCUUUGUAUCUAAACCAGUGUUUUUUUCUGAAUGGUGGGGGGUCGUGGCAUGAAAAUGUUUAGAAACUAGUGAUUUAAACAAAAACAUUUUUUAUAUAUUCAAUGUUAUUUCCACUGUUUGACAUUCAGAAUCUCUUAUGUGAGUUUCUGGACAACAAACCUUUUCCCAUUUUCUCUCAACCACCCAACUAGAUCCAUGGAGAGAGAGCGAGAAACCCUAGCUGAGUUAUGCUGACUAAAUGUAGGGCUUUAGCUCUGGCUGACUUACUGCGUGUUCUGUGAACGGAUCUUAAGACAUAAGAGGGAGGAAUCCUAACUCAAUAUCCUAACUUGAACUUCCACACACAUCUCCCAUUGACAUCAAUGUCUGAUUUACGUCAAGUAAGGAUUUGGACCAGAGAGGGAUGGAGAGAGAGAAACAGAGAAACCGAGAGGAAAGUGUGGUAGCAGUUGGUUUUAGAUGGUUUUGCACUCAGCACCCCCUUCUAUAUGAGGUAUGCAAUGUUAGUUUCUUUUCAGAGAGUCAUAGCCACUGGUACACUUCUAGUAGUGCACCGCAGGAGGUUGGUGGCACCUUAAUUGGGGAGGACAGGCUUGUGGUAAUGGUAUCAUGUGUUUGAUGCCAUUCCA